Dimorphilus gyrociliatus is the source of this 685-nucleotide messenger RNA. The record is from the annotation of a GenBank genome assembly. NCBI's taxonomy places the organism in Eukaryota, Metazoa, Annelida, Polychaeta, Dinophilidae.
GAUGUUGGAUUAUGUUAAAUAUGUAAAUAAUUCGACUAAUGAGGAAAUAAACUCAUUCCAAGCGUCAAACUUAUUGGCUUCCGGUAGGAAACAGGAAGUUUGUAUUGAUAGAUUUCGAUACUACGAUAAUAUUUUCAAUAUCUGGACUACCGGUUUUCACUUGUUCAAGAAUAUAAUUGGAGCUGUUGCUUUGAUUUAUAUGUCCCUUGCGCAAUCAUAUCAUCACGUGACAUUUGCAAUUGAAAACAUUCAAAUUAUGGCAUUAAUACCAUUUAAAUUUUUACUGGAUAUCUUAUUCUAUAAUGGUAAGAUUGACUUUUGCGAAAAUACGGCAAAGAUGAUAAGAGAAUGCGAUUAUUCUUAUCUAAUAUCGAUGACAGUGCCGUGUUUCAUUGCUGCCUUGAUCAUCAUUAUAAAAGGAUGGAAAAUGAAGAAUCAAAUCUUCAAGAAAACUAUAAAAGAACCGGAAGUCUAUUCGCUGGUUGAAAUGUUACAUCAGAAUACUCCAGAUAAGAAUGAUCUACUACUAAAGAAAUCUUCCAACUGUUAUCUACCUAAAGAGAGAUUCACUACUCAAUCGUACAAGUCGGAUUGUUUGAAGAAAGACAAUUGCACUUUCAAAUAUCAACUAGGAACUGCCAGUAAUUUUCAAGAAAAAGUAAUUCACGAUGACAGCGACACCUAG